Stylonychia lemnae is the source of this 2463-nucleotide messenger RNA. NCBI's taxonomy places the organism in Eukaryota, Ciliophora, Spirotrichea, Sporadotrichida, Oxytrichidae. The record is from the annotation of a GenBank genome assembly.
AUGUCAUCCCCAACAAAUUAAAUAUCUUAAAGGUCUACUUCUCAAAAAAAAAGUGUACAAAAAGUAUCAAAAGGCCAUCAACCACCGCAGAUCUACUCUAAUAACUUUGGUCCUUAUGAAGACGAACAUGAUUCUUAUCAACGUUAAAAGCUCCCUAAUAUUGAUUCUUGUAUUGAAGAGGUAAGUCGAGAUGACGAAGAAUAUACUGAGAUUCACAAGUCAAUGAGUAGUCAUGAUUUAAACAAAAAAGGUAGCUAAUUACAAAUUCUCAGUGAUCAGAUGAACAUGUUUAAUCCUCUUAACUAGCAAAGUCAAGAUGUGAAUUUACUGAAGUAAUUGUAAGACCCUGAAAUGGAAUUUCAGCAAGUUUAGUAAGUAAGCUAAUCCCUAAAUCAAAGAAUUAACGGGUUUUAUCACCAAGAAAGAGAUGAUUAGGUGUCCUCAGUUCUUCAUGAGUCUAGUAAAUCAUCAAUUAACUGUGGUUUCGGUUAAAAGUUUAUUAAUGACAAUUAUUCUUCAAUUCAAAGUUCUUCCAGCUAGUAAUCAAAUACUAAUCAGAGAAGUAGUGAGACAAUAGCUGAUAACAAAAAAGCAUUGUAUCUUAAACUUAGAGGCAACUAAACUUAGGGUUCAUAGAGUUAGAGAAAUAUAGACAAGGAAAAUUCUUAAAACUUUUAUGAUUCAAAAUCAAAUAAUUAAGCACCAUUGUAAAUUACUUAAUUCAGUGAUAGAAGCAAAUCAAACUUGGUGACUAAUGACUCUGAUCAAUAAAAAUCUUUCAACUAGUCCAAUCAUAGCAGCUAAAACAUAAAUGAUGGUAGCAGCCUCUAAAGUAUUCAAUUACUCCAAGCUGAGAUUGAAAAAUGGAAAAAGUUCGGAUAUCUCAUGGCUGAAUCCUUUGAUGAACUUAAAAAAGAGCAUGAAAAAUAUAAAUAGGAUAAGGAUAAAGAUAAAAAGAUUAUAGAUGCCUUGAAAGAUUAGAUAAUAAAGCUGAAAUAGAUAAUUUAAGCUAAAAAUUUAGAUGAGUCUAGCUCAGAAAGUGACUACUAAGCAGUAAUUAGAAAUCUAUAAGAUGAAAAUAUUCAGCUAAAACAGAUAAAAAAGGAAAAAGAUGCUUUUCAGUAGGAAGUCUAGCAUUAAGGUGAGAUAAUAUCACAGCUAAAUGAAAAACUUUAAAAAGCCAAAGUUGAAGUUAAGUAAUUGUAAUAGCAAAUAAUUAAAAUAUAAAACACAUAAUAAAUUCAGCAGUCUAAUAAUCCAUAGCAUUAACCUAAAACUAGUCAAUAUUCUUCUAGAAAUGAACUUACCUAAAAUCAUCAAAGUUCAGAUCAAGCAAGUUACUAUAAAAAGUUAUCUCAUUAGCAUUUAAGAGAAUGCUCUCAGUUAGCUGAUGAAUUGAUAUGUCUUAGAAGUGACGCUGACAAGUCCCUUCAUGGCACAAUUAGAUCAAACUCUAUAAGUGGAUAGCCAAGAAAUCAAAGCUACUAAAGAAGUUUGAUUUCCUAGAAUAUGGAUAAUAAUUUGACAGAGUAAGCUCUGGCUUACUAGAAUAACUCAAGAAAUGGAUCAGCCAUUAGAAAGAGAUCUACUUCAGCAAUGAAAAGUGAAGCUAUUAGAUCAAGUAUAAUGUCUAGUAAUUAAAUUAAUACACCUUAAAAUCAUAGAAAUGAAAAGGCUUUCCAUUAAAAUUCACUCCCCCUUUCACCCAUUUAAGACCCAAACCCCUAUGAAAUUAGCAGCAGAAGUACCGCCUCUAAAGUAAUUCAUCAUUAGAGAAACACAAAUUACGAGAAACCCCCUUAGAAUAGUAAUCUUUCACCCAUUUAAAAUCAUUCAAGCACACUGUCCAACCAGCGUUAACACUCAUCAUAGCAUAAAUAAAUGGUUAAAAUAAACAAGAUUUUUAAAGAUGAGGAUUAAAACGAAUCUUAGUAGUUGAAUGUUAUGAAAGUCAACUAUGCGGAAAGCAAACCCUCUAAUUAGCGAUUGGGAAAUCUUUAUGUGGAGAAUAUGAUUCGCAAAUAAAAUUCAAAUAAAAGUAACAGUGGGAUCUCAAGUCUAAAUCUAGACAUGACAAACGUUUAACUCUAUGCUGCUAAAAACUCUAAUGAAAUGGCAAUUAAUUAGGAAAGCAAGCUUAGCUCCAUUAAAAACGAUGAAAAUAGCGGCUAUUCAAUGCAAAGCGAGGACAACAGUGGCAAAAGCAUAAAUAACCCCUAUUAUUAUAAAAAAGAAGGCUAAAAUUUUGGAAAUAGCAAUUAAAAUGAGCCUAUUCACGAUCCCAAGCCUUAAUAUUUGUAGAGGUAGACUGAUUCAUCCAUGGAUCAGCAUUCAAUAAGUCAUGUUCCAACUGAGGAUCUGUCUAUGAGUGCUACUAAUAGUGGUCAGCUAGAAAGAAAUAUUAGACAGAUGCAUAAUUAGUAUUAAGCGAGUUUCUAGUCCUUUAAUCAAUUCACUAAAUGA